AUGUUAAAUCACAUACAAAAAAAUAUAAAUAAUUGCGUGCCGUUAUUAGGUGAAUAUUGUUUAAAAAAUGGCGAGUGUGGGACGGAAAAUUCUUUCUGUCUGAAUAAUGAAUGCCGAUGUAAGGAUUCUUUUUAUGAAUAUUCCAAAAAGCAAUGCCUACCAAAAAUUAUUGGUAAAGAAUGUCAGGAAGAUACAGAUUGUAGAGAAAUAAAAUUUGCGGAAUGCUCAAAAAGAAAAGUUUGUGUCUGUGCCAAAAACACAGUAGCGCUAUCUCCGGGAUUGUGCUACCCAUUAUUAAAUGAAGCUUGUCAAGUGGAUGAAGAUUGCAAGGUAGAUUAUUCUAUUUGCAUCGAAAAUGUAUGCAAAUGCAAACCUAAACAUUUUUCUUCUUCUAUUGGAAAUUGCACGCAAAUGUAUCUAGGUAUGCCUUGUAAAUAUGACUUACAAUGUAGAAUCUACAUGGAUAAAACGAAAUGCUCCCCGGAUAAAGUAUGUACGUGUGAAUAUAAUCACUUUCAAAGAAAAGAUGGAUUUUGUAAACCUGAAUGGGAAAGAUCAUGUUUGAAUGAUGAACUAUGUAAUGAUGAAAAUUCUAUUUGUGUUGAUGAUAAAUGUCAAUGUAAGCCACAAUUUAAAGUUCAAGGAUCAAAAUGUAUACCAGGUAUAAUAUGA
Molecule: messenger RNA, 672 nt
Organism: Cotesia congregata
Lineage: Eukaryota; Metazoa; Arthropoda; Insecta; Hymenoptera; Braconidae
Source: the annotation of a GenBank genome assembly